AUGGAAAAUUUGAAAAGACAGUUCGAUUUCGCAGCCGAUCACGUGCAAAAUAACGUUUCUAGUGUAAAUCAAGAUGUAUUGAUUGAACUAUAUGGUUAUUACAAGCAGGCGACAUGUUUUGGGGAAUUCGCAGACGCGCCAAAACCAGGCUUUUUGGACUUCAAAGGGAAGAAAAAAUAUGCAUCUUGGGAGAAGGCGUCAGUUUGCAGUAAAGAGGAUGCGAUGGAGAGAUAUGUUGGUUUAGUAAAAGAAAACUUUGCUGAUUUCAAGCCAGAAUCGGUCCCAGCCGACUACACCAAGAAACCUUCGAAUAUCAUGGCCAAAAGAGUCUCUCGGAUGGCACCGGUGGAACAGCCAAGCUCAGAUAAGGAAGAUUUAUCUGAAAUCUUGGUGGCGGCGCGAGAUGGCGAGGUUUCGAGGAUAGAAGAGCUCUUACUGAAGGAACCGCUAAGUAUCGAAAGUGUCGAUGACGCGAAAAGAACCGCUCUUCAUUGGGCCGUAGAUCGCGAAAACACCGACGUCGUGGAAUAUUUACUAGGCAAAGCGGAGUAUAACGAAACGCUUGUGAAUGCGACAGAUGAAGACGGCUGCACGGCGUUACACUACGCCGCGACAAGUGAAAGUGAGCAAAUCCUGAGAAUCCUCGUCAAAUACGGUGCUGAUCCGACUAUUGAAGACAACUUUGGUGAAACGCCGAAGACAAUCGCGCCAGGGCUUUUUUAA
Messenger RNA from Oikopleura dioica, 723 nucleotides. NCBI's taxonomy places the organism in Eukaryota, Metazoa, Chordata, Appendicularia, Copelata, Oikopleuridae. The record is from the annotation of a GenBank genome assembly.